This is a messenger RNA of Triticum dicoccoides, 799 nucleotides long. RefSeq names its product vegetative cell wall protein gp1-like. The transcript has 3 exons. The record is from RefSeq and is a predicted model, not a curated record. Bases 1 to 468 code for a protein of 155 amino acids. Lineage: Eukaryota; Viridiplantae; Streptophyta; Magnoliopsida; Poales; Poaceae.
AUGGCUGCAGCAAGGAAUAGGAGCGCCAAAAAGUCCUCGCCCGCGCCGCCGCGAUUCGCCGAACUCGCCCGUCCGCGCAGCCCGCCAGCGCCGCUCCUCCGUCCACGCCGGCCGUCCGCCCGCGUGCCCUCCGUCUGCGCCGCCCGUCCGCGUCCUCCAGUCGUCGGCGGCACCUCCGUCCGCGCCGCCAGCGCCGUACCUCCGUCUACGCCGUCUGCCCGUGCCGCCCCUCCGUCUGCGCCGCCCGUCCGCGUCCUCCAAUCGUCGGCGGCACCUCCAUCCGCGCCGCCUGCGCCUCUAACUUCCUUCAUCGCAGGCCAGGUGCUUGUUGUGCUGAUGCUCCAAAAGAGAAAAGGAAAAGAGCAUUUUGGAUGUGCUGAUGCUCCAAAAGAGAAGAGGAGAAAAGCAGUAUUGCUGUGCUGGGAGUGGCAGAUGCUCCAAAAGAGAAGAGGAAAAGAGAAAAAGUGAGGUGCAGUACAAACAGUGGAGGGGAAAGUGGAGAAGAAGUGGAGGGAAGCAACUCACGGGUGUGGUUUUGGCGCCAAGCUGGGUGACUUUUCCCUCCAAAAGAGAAGAAAGAGAAAGAGCAGGUCACGUGCAUGAGAAGGGAGAGGUGUUGUGUGUCUGUUUCCUGAAGGGAUGUCUAGCCCUGACUUCGCUCUGUAAUGUUAGAGGAUCCGGCUCCAGAUGGAUGCAGAUGCAUCUUGGUGGGGGCGAAUGGAUAAGCCAGCGAUGGAGACGAAUGGUUAAACCAGCGGUGGAGCCGUGGAGGUACACGUGAUGGGCCUGAUGGGUGUAC